AUGCGAUGCGAUGGGAAGUCGAGGCACUUGUUGGAGCAUCGGCCACGCCGCUCGCGUCAGUCGUCGUCCAUGUCGAACCACAUGGAAGUGACGCUCCUGGGACCCUGUUCUCGCUGCUCCUCCGUGAUGAUCUUCAGCACGACCACCUCCAUCAUGCACAGGGCGAACAGCAUGACGAAUAUCGCGAAGUUCGAGCCCUGGUGGUGGAACUGGAAGGCGCCGGGCAAAGGGCCCGCCGGCGGCCAGGCGGCCACGUACGUGGCCAGGGUCGACACUCCCGAUAGGGCCAUAGUCACUCCAUCCUCGGCUUCACUGUCCUCCGAUCUGCUCGUUGCGCACUCCGCGUUCGACCGCUUGCAACAGCGGCUUUAUCGUGUCUGCCCGCGCGCUGCGCUCUCCCCAACCGCGGCGGGUAUGGGCGCUGCGAGCGACGCUGGAACGGGCUGGCUUGUGAAACGCGAAUCGCUCUUAGAUCCACCGGUUGGGAAACCGACGGCGCGGGUGAGCGCAACAGUUUCCCGGUCAAGGCUGUGCGCGGGCGUCGAAUGCGACGACCUUUACUGGCUGCUGCAGCGGUCGAUG
Iphiclides podalirius (scarce swallowtail) is the source of this 582-nucleotide messenger RNA. Lineage: Eukaryota; Metazoa; Arthropoda; Insecta; Lepidoptera; Papilionidae. The record is from the annotation of a GenBank genome assembly.